This is a messenger RNA of Mobula hypostoma (lesser devil ray), 5514 nucleotides long. RefSeq lists its product as uncharacterized. The transcript is spliced from 4 exons. Lineage: Eukaryota; Metazoa; Chordata; Chondrichthyes; Myliobatiformes; Myliobatidae. The record is from RefSeq and is a predicted model, not a curated record. The coding region runs from base 67 to 834 and encodes 255 amino acids.
UGUAGCGAAGGAACUAAAUCUGAGUGACGCAGUGAGAAUUGCCUGGCCUCACCCGCUGGCAGCACCAUGACAGUGUCCUUGUGGCCGAGAGGACCUGGAUCAAGUCCAAGAAUCGAAGAAGGGGUCUGCGCACUGGUCUUUUUUCUCCUCUUGCACAAUGUGGACGCCGGGGUCCAGAUCGAGUCGCAGCAGCGCGACUUCUUCGUUAUCGAAGGCCGCAACUUCACCAUCGCAGCUGACAUUAAUAUUACCCAGGGAGACACCAUUGCCUCGGCUUUCUGGGCUAAAAAGAAUGGAGAGCGUCAGAGAAUUGUCGAUUGCUUCCCGGACCAGGUUGAGACAGCAAGCUACUCGAGGUACACGGGUCGAGGAUGGUGCGCAAUGCAAGCAGAUAGCAUAACGUUAACACUCACAAAACUCACGCCAAAGGACAGCGGCGAUUAUGAGCUCAAGAUUACGUUAAAUUCUGGUGAAAUCGGCACAGUGCACUUCACCGGAAAACUCUAUGUACCUGUGUUUAACGUCACUAUCGUACCCCACUCUGAAAAGACUGAUCGACAGACCAAACUUAUCCUGAAAUGCAAGGUCUCAGCAGGAACGGACCCAAUAUUUAAGUGGACUGCAAGCGACAAGACUAUAGCCCGCAGCAGCAAGUACGUGAUGUCAGCAGACCUCAGUGUCCUAACCAUUCUUGAGUUAGAGUCUUCUGACUGCCACGUGUACACAUGCAUUGUCAAGAACGAUGUCAAUGUGGAGAAGAAACUUUUCAACGUUUCCGAAUCCGAAGACGUACCUUUCUGCAGAGAACAUUUAUACGCUCACGUGCUCCUUUAAUUGCGGAAGUACUGACCUUUUCGUUGCUGUGUUUCGCUGUUCUCUGCGCGUUGUGCGCAGGGGGAUAACCACUGGCAACCUCUGCCAGAAUCCUUAAACUGGGAAGGAAGUUCAUUUUUCAGCGGGGCAACGAUCCAAAGCACACUGCCAAAGCAACCACGAAGUGGUUUCAAAUGGAAAAUAUUGAUGUCCUUGAGUGGCUCAUUCAGAGUCCUGGCCUUACUCUGAUCGAAUAUCUCUGGUAAGACCUCAAGCGUGCUGUCCCCCGUCACUUCCCAACUAACCUGGCACCGCUUGAGCAAUUUAACAAGGAGGAAUGAACAACUUCUGCUCCAUCGCAUUCUACAACGCUAACAAAGACUAUCCAAAAAGACUACUGGUUGUAUCAGCUGCGAGAGAUGGUUCAGCUAAGUAGUGAGUACAGAGGGAUGAAGUAGAACCAUAGAACCAUAGACAAUAACAGCACAGAAACUGGCCUUUUGGCCCUUUUUGGCUGUGCCGAACCAUUUUUCUGCCUAGUCCCACUGACCUGCAGCUGGACCAUAUCCCUCCAUACACCUCUCAUUCAUUUACCUGUCCAAGGUUUUCUGAAAUCUUAAACGUGAGCCCACAUUUACCACUUCAUCUGGCAGCUUAAUCCACACUCCCUCCACUCUCUGUGAAGAAGCACCCCCCCAUGUUCCCUUUAAACUUUUCCCCCUUCACCCUUAACCCAUGUCCUGUUUUUUACCCCAGCCUCAGUGGAAAAAGCCUGCUUGCAUUCAUUCCAUCUAUACCCAUCAUAAUUUGAUAUACCUCUAUCAAAUCUCCUUUCACUCUUCUACGCUCCAGGGAAUAAAGUACUAGCCUAUUCAACCUUUCUCUGUAACUCAGUUUCUCAAGUCCCAGUAAUAUCUUUGUAAACCUUCUCUGCACUCUUUCAACCUUAUUAAUAUCCUUCCUGUAAUUUGGUGACCAAAACUGCACACAAUACUCCAAAUUCGGCCUCACCAAUGCAUCAUACAACCUCACCAUAACAUUCCAACUCUUAUACUCAGUACUUUGAUUUAUAAAGGCCAAUAUACCAAAAGCUCUUUAUACGACACUAUCUACCUGUGACGCCACUUUUAGGGAAUUUUGUAUCUGUAUUCCCAGAUCCCUCUGUUCUACUGCACUCCUCAGUGCCCUACCAUUUACCUUGUAUGUUCUACCUCGGUUUGUCCUUCCAAAGUACAAGACCUCACUUGUAUGUAUUAAAAUCCAUCUGCCAAUUUUCAUCCCAUUUUUCCUGCUGGUCCAAAUCUCUCUGCAAGCUUUGAAAACCUUCCUCACUGUCCGCUAUAGCAAUCUUUGUAUUAUCAGCAAAUUUGCUGAUCCAGUUUACCAUAUUAUCAUCCAGAUCAUUGAUAUAGAUGACAAAUAACAAUGGACCCAGCACUGAUCCCUGUAGCACACCACUAGACGCAGGCCUCCACUCAGAGAAGCAAUUCUCCACUACCACUCUCUGGCUUCUUCCAUUGAGCUAAUGUCUAAUCCGAUUUACUAACUCUCCGUGUAUACCUAGCAACUAAAUCUUCCUAACUAACCUCCCAUGUGGGACCUUGUCAAAGGCCUUACUGAAGUCCAUGCAGACACCAUCCACUGCCUUCCCUCAUCCACUUUCCUGGUAACCUCUUAGAAAAACUCGAAUAGAUUUGUUAAACAUGACCUACCACGCACAAAGCUAUGCUGACUCUCCUUAAUAGGUCCCUGUUUAUCCAAAUACUUGUAUAUCCUAUCUUUCAGUGCUCCUUCCAAUAAUUUACCUACCACGACGUCAAACCUACUGGCCUAUAAUUUCUAUGAUCACUUUUAGAGCCUUUUUUAAACAACGGAACAAGAUGAGUUAUCCUCCAAUCCUUCGGCUUCUCACCUGUAGAUAACGACAUUUUAAUGAAAUCUGCCAGGGCCCCUGCAAUUUCAACACUAGUCUCCUUCAACGUCCGAAGGAAUACCCUGUCAGGUCCUGGGGAGUUAUCUACUGAUUUGCCUCAAGAUAGCAAGCACUCCUCCUCUUCAAUCUGUAAAGCUUCCAUGACCUCACUACUUGUUUGCCUUAUUUCCAUUGAGUCCAUGCCAGUUUCCUUAGUAAAUACAGAAGCAAAAAAAGAAAAAAAAUAAGAUCUCCCCCAUUUCUUUUGAUUCCAUACAUAGCCGACCACUCUAAUCUUCAAGAGGACCAAAUUUAUCCCUUGCUAUGCUGUUGGUCUUAAUAUACCGGUAGAAUCUCUUUGGAUUAUCCAUCACCUUGACUGCCAAAGCAACCUCAUGUUUUCUUUUAGCCGUCCUAAUUUCUUUCCUAAGUAUUUUUUUUACACUUUGUAUACCCCUCAAGCAAAUUAUUUGGUCCCUGUUUCCUGUACAUGUCAUACAUCUCUUUCUUCCUCUUUAUCAGAGUUCCAAUAUCAGGAACAUACAAAUCUGUACUCUAAAAUUUCUCCUUUGAAGGCCUUCCACUUAGCAGGCACAACUUUGCCAGAGAACAACCUGUCCCAAUCCACGCUGUUUAGAUCCUCUCUCAUUUUUUCAAAUUUGGCCUUUUCCAGUUUAGAACCUCAAACCGAGGACCAGAUUUAUCUUUAUCCACGAUCAAGUUGAAACUAAUGGUGUUAUGAUCACUGGAACCAAAGUGUCCUCCUACACACACUUCCGUCACAUGUCCUAACUCUUUUCCUAAUAGGAGAUCUAAUAUUGCUUGCGCUCUAAUUGGUACCUCUGUAUAUUGAUUUAGAAAACUUUCCUGAACACAUUUUACAUACUCUAGCCCGUCUAGACCUUUAACAGUAUGGCAGUUCCAAUCAAUAUGUGGCAAAAUAAAAUCCCCUACCGUCACAACUUUGUUUCCUGCAGUUGUCUGUUAUCUCUAUGCAGACUUUUCUCCUUCAAUUCUCGCUGACUAUUGGGUGGUCUAUAAUACAACCCCAUUAAUGUGGUCAUACAUUUCCUGUUUCUCAGCUGCACCCAUAUGGCCUCGGCAUACAAGCCCUCUAUUCUUUCCUGCCUGAGCACUGCUGUAACAUUUUCCCUGAUUAGCAAUGCCACCCACCCCCCCCCCACCCUUCUUCCCUCUGCCUCUACCACGUCUGAAACAUCGGAACACUGGAACAUUAAGCUGUCAGUCCUGCCCUUCCUGUAGCCAAGUGUUACUACUGGCUAUAAUGUCGUAAUUCCAUGUGUCUAUCCACGUCCUCUGCUCGUCAGCCUUCCCCACAAUACUCCUUGCACUGAAAUAGACACACCUCAGCAGGUUAUUACCAGCACACACAACCCUUGUAUUUGUGACUUGGCAUGGACUUUUAACAUCAUUUAUUUUCACCCUUGCUCCACUAUCUGCUCUGGUACUCUGGUUCCAAUCCCCCUGCAAAUCGAGUUUAAACUCUCCUUAACAGCAAUAAAAACACCUCCCUGCAAGGAUAUUGGUCCCUUUGUACUUCAGGUAUAACUCGUCUCCUGUACAAGUCCCACAUGCCCCAGAAGUCCCAAUGAUCCUGAAAUCUGAAACCCUGCCCCCUAUACCAUUUCCUUAGCCAGGUGUUCUUCUGCCAGAGCAUCCUAUCCUUACCCUCACUGGCACGUGGCACAGGUAGUAAUCCUGAGAUUACAACCCUCGAUGUCCUGCUUUUUAACUUGCUACCAAACUCUCUAUACUCACUCUUCAGGACCUCCACACUCUUUCUUCCUACAUCAUUGGUACCGAUGUGUACCAUGACAUCUGGCUGAUCACCCUCCCACUUCAGAAUGUUGUGCACGUGAUCAGAGACAUCCCUGACCCGGGAGGAAACAAACCGGGAGUCUCUGUCACGACCACAGAACCUCCUUUCUGUACCUCUAACCAUCGUGACCUUAUCACUGCCCCCUCCUCCUCUUCCACCCUCCAUUCUGCACUGCAGAACCAGACUUAGUGCCAGAGAUCCGCCUGCCGCAGCUUAUCCUAGGUAAGUCAUUCCCCCCAGCCGUAUCAAAAUCGGUAUACUUAUUGUUGAGGGGAAUGGCCACAGGGGUACCCUGCUCUGCCUUCCCUUUCCCUUGUUUAACAGUAACCCAACUACCUGCGCGCUGCUGCUUUGGUGUAACUACCUCCCUGAAGCUACUAUCUAUAAACACAUCAUUCUCACGAAUGAUCCGGAGGUCAUCCAGAUCCUGCUCCAGUUCUCUAACACGGUUUGUUAGGAGCUGCAGUUGGAUGCACUUCUUGCAGGUGUCGUUAUCAGGGACACCAGAGGUCUCCUUGACUUCCCACAUCCUGCAAGAGGUGCAUUCUAACAUCCUGCCUGGCAUUCUCUCCAAACCAACUUGUCAAAAAAGAAAUCUAAUGAGAGAGAAAAAUACAACAACAACUGACCGGAACCUACCCUCGCCUCUGCUUGUUCAGCCAAAGCCGUCCCACUUUGACUCAGUCCACUCCGACGAUGGCCGCUUCGCUAGACGAAACUUCUUUUAUAGUGCGCUAGCUGACCGGCUGUCUUCGGCUACACCGCUCCCAAUUGGUUGGCCGUUUAAAAAACUGAAAAAGCCCGCGAAUCUUCUACUUCUCAGCUCUGCCAACGGCCUCUUCGCUGGAUGAAGUGCUGACAUUUCAGUGUUUGAACUUUUAGUUUUUCAUGCUUUACAAUCUUAGGGCUCUAUCUUGGUCCAUCGGAUCCACAAAUAAAAACUGUUGAA